Molecule: messenger RNA, 2672 nt
Organism: Neohortaea acidophila
Lineage: Eukaryota; Fungi; Ascomycota; Dothideomycetes; Mycosphaerellales; Teratosphaeriaceae
Product: Vps16, N-terminal region-domain-containing protein
Exons: 3
Coding region: 125-2602 (825 amino acids)
Biological process (GO): vacuole fusion, non-autophagic; intracellular protein transport; endosomal transport
Cellular component (GO): HOPS complex; cytoplasm; endosome
Molecular function (GO): actin binding
Source: RefSeq, a predicted model, not a curated record
GGACCAACCGUCUAAACGGACGGCAACUUGAGCCUGCUCUCAUCGACACCACAUCUCGUCUUCCGGCCAGCUUCACAACCACGCUCGCGGCUGCACUCCUGCACAAUGCGAAGCAUCGGAGACAAUGUCCAAAGCCACUGCCGACUGGAAGAGGGUUGGUGACCGCUUCUACCGCAAGACCCAGCUCUACACAUCCAUCUUCGAUCCCGACAUCGAACUCGAAAACUACAAAGUCGCCGGGGCCCCUCUCAGUGGCGCUGUAGCACUGUACCGAGAUGAGAGCAAAUUCUUUGCCUACCGUGGCUCCCACACCGACACGUCCUCAAUCGAUAUCUACAGCUGCGCGGGCAAGUUGAUCCGGCAGAUCCAAUGGGAUCGCGGGAGAAUAGUAGCCGUGGGCUGGUCGGAGGAUGAGAGGCUGCUCGUAGUCACCGAUGAUGGCGCCGUUCGGAAUUACGCAGAUCUGCAUGGAGAAUUCACUCCCUCCAGCCUCGGACAUGGCGCGGAAGAGCACGGAGUGGUGGCUUGCAAGUUUUGGGCCAGUGGCUUUGUCGCGCUGCUGGGAAACAACAGUCUAGUUGCCGUGACCAGGUAUGAGGAGCCUCGGCCUCAACUUCUGGCGGCCCCUCCGCGCGGUGACGUUCUCUCCUGGACCGUCGUGCCGCCGGAAUACACGUCUUCCCGCUCCGUCGAAGUCCUGCUAGCAGUCGGCAAAACUGUCUAUGUCGUGGAUGCAGCUGAAUCUGAGGACCGGGGUCUACAAGCCGGUCCAUUUCACCACAUCAACAUCUCUCCGAAUGGCAAAUUCAUUGCCCUCUACACCGAUGACGGCAAGGUGUGGGUGAUUAGCAGUGACUUCCAAGACCCUUUGAGUGAGUACGACUCCAAGGUCAAGACUCCGCCAAAAGAUGUCCAAUGGUGUGGCAACAACGCUGUUGUACUCGCGUGGGAAGACGAAAUCCAUCUCGUCGGGCCAGAUGGCAAGGCGACAGAGUACCCACCCUACACCUCCUUUGUCCACCUGCUGCCGGACAUCGACGGUAUCAGAUUGCUGACCAACGAUGUCUGCGACUUUUUGGAAAAGGUCCCCGAUUCUACAGAGGAAGUCUUUCGACUCGGAUCCAAUGCUCCGGCUGCCAUGCUCCUGGACGCCGCAGAUCACCUCGAGCGAAAGUCGCCAAAAGCAGACGACAACAUCCAGAUCAUUCGCUCGCAGCUCGAUGAAGCCGUCGAUGUGUGCGUCAAAGCAGCAGGACGGGAGUUCAGCAUUCAUCGGCAAAAGCAACUCCUGAAGGCUGCUUCUUUCGGCAAAUCCGUGCUCGACCUCUACAACAGCGACGACUUCGUCGACAUGACCGAAGCCUUGCGCGUGCUGAACGCCGCUCGAUUCUUCGAAAUUGGAAUACCUCUUUCAUAUGAACAGUAUAUCCGACUUACCCCGGAGAGGCUUGUACAGCGACUGGUGAGCCGGCAAGAGUACUUGCUGGCGCUCAAAGUCUCCGAGUUUCUGCAUCUACCGGUACAUCGAAUCUACGUCAGCUGGGCCCGUCAAAAGGUGCGCAGCUCCAACACAAACGAAGACAGCAUAUGCGAAGAGAUCGUGCGUAAGCUGAACGGAAGGCGUGGCAUCUCGUUCGAGGAAGUUGCGCGUGCGGCCUACGAUGAAGGACGGGGCACGCUCGCCACGCAACUGCUCGAACAUGAACCUCGAGCUGGCAAACAGGUGCCGCUGCUAUUGAGCGUAGGAGAGGACUCCAUCGCGCUCGACAAGGCCAUUUUGAGCGGCGACACCGACCUCAUCGACUUUGUGCUACGAAACCUGAGGAACAAACUGCCCAUGUCAAGCUUCUUUCACACUAUCCGCAGCCGCCCGAUCGCCACCGCAAUCUUUGUAUCGACCGCGUCAGAUGAGAAUCAGGAAAUGCUGAAGAAAUUCUAUUAUCAAGGCGACCGGCCGCUGGACGGCUCUAAUAUCCUCCUCUCCGAAGCACUUGACGCCAGCGAGCUGAAUUCUGCUACGGACAAGCUCAAAUCGGCCUCCCGCCUUCUACGCGAUAGCAAAGAGCAUGCGGCCCAGGUGGCUGCCCUCGAGGAUACGCAGAAGCUUCUCCGCUUUCAGGAGACAUUUGAAAAGGAGCUCAAUGAGCAGUAUGUCGGCUUGUCGAUUAACGAGACGCUGUCGAAGUUGAUGAAGACGGGCAAUGUCAAGCGGAGCCAGAAGAUCCAGAGUGAGUUCAAGAUUGGGGAGAAGACCGUUUCCUGGAUCCGAUUGCGAGCACUGGUUAGUAGGAGAGAAUGGCGGGAGUUGGAGGAUCUUGGGAAGGCCAAGAAAAGUCCGAUUGGAUGGGAGCCUUACUUUAACGAGAUUCUGGGCGCCGGCAAUACCAAGCUUGCCUCGGUGUUCAUCCCGAAGUGUACGACACUUCCAUUGGGUGAGCGCAUUGAAAUGUGGCUCAAAUGCGGCAUGCCGAGGCAGGCGGUGGAAGAGGCACGGAAGAUGAAGGACAGGAACGCGUUGGAGGAACUGCGUUCGAAGGUAGACGGUGAUGUGCAGCUGGAGAUUGACCGUGUCCUCGAACUGCUUCGGAAAGGAAGAUACUAGAGCGGGGUGCGAGGAUAGACACGAUAUAGGCUGGCAAAGUCAAAAUCGAUGAGCAAUGAAGCGAGCGAUC